Molecule: messenger RNA, 4130 nt
Organism: Bactrocera oleae (olive fruit fly)
Lineage: Eukaryota; Metazoa; Arthropoda; Insecta; Diptera; Tephritidae
Gene: Mesh1
Product: Metazoan SpoT homolog-1
Molecular function (GO): guanosine-3',5'-bis(diphosphate) 3'-diphosphatase activity
Source: RefSeq, a predicted model, not a curated record
CACAAUUGUAUUUACUUACUUAUAAUCUAAAAGCACAUCAGAAAUUGACAUAGCCACAUUCAUUCACAUCGAUUUUUAAUUUUUGUAAAAAUUUUAUAAAAAACAAGAUAAGCGUUAACUUCGGUUAAACCGCAGCUAUAAAAUCCUUUAAAUAUAAAAAAGUUGUCCAUACAAGCAUUGGAUACCGAUCGUUGUGUGGCAGCUAUAUGCUAAAUUUGUCCGACAUUAGUGGUUCCAGCAAAUGAGCAGCUUCUUGGGCCAAAGGGAUGGGCAAAAUUUCAGGUCAUGCAAAUCAUAUACAUAUAUAUUUUAUAGGAUUAACAUCGGAGAUCUGUGUGUUACAAACUUCGUGACAAACUUAAUACACCCUGUUCAGGGUAUAAUUAAAAAAAAAACUCGACAAGGAGCUUAGCUGAAAAAUACUACCGUAAUAUGAGAAGACUCUCCGCCUUUUCGAACUUACGAAAUUAAUAACACUGUGUCAUUUCAUUCGAAAUGCAACACUGGUACUUCGAACUUUUUUCUAUUCAAAGUGCAAGAGGGGAAAUUGUUAUUCGUAUAUUUAGUUUUAGUUCAGACGCGAAAUAAAUUCACUGCUAAUAAAAAUUAAUUGAAAUAUUAUCGUUAUAAAAUCAGUUGAAGAAUGUUUUCUUUUUAGUUUUAAAAAGUUUUAUAUUUGAUUGCAUUUUUCGAAAGCACAAAGUGAAAUCAUCGACAAAGUUCAGCGCGAAUUAUGUGUAAAUUUACCCAAAUCGAUUUUCCACGUCUGUAAUAAAAUUUCUCUGCGUUUAAAAAGAAUAUCAACAAUAAAGACCCAAAUUAAGAACGCAAUUCAAUUACCCUAAACACAAAUAAUAUAAAAAGGAUAAAAGCGUUUAUUUACAUCUACCGAAGGCCGACUGUGAUUGUCCUUAACAUGGAAGCGUUACAUCCUACAGUGAAAUUAAUGCAGGGACUGCAGUUUGCUGCCAGCAAGCAUCGUACGCAACGGCGCAAAGAUAAUGAGACACCCUAUAUUAAUCAUCCCAUAAAUGUGGCAACAAUUCUCGCUGUGGAAGGUGGUAUCUCCGAUGAAAAUGUACUCAUUGCUGCUCUUUUGCAUGACACUGUCGAGGAUACCGAUGCCACAUUUGAGGAAAUCGAGCAACAUUUUGGCGAGGAAAUUUGUGAAAUUGUACGUGAGGUCACCGACGAUAAAACAUUGGAGAAACAAGAACGCAAGCGUUUGCAAAUCGAACAUGCGUCAAGCUCAAGUAAGAAUGCCAAAUUAGUGAAAUUGGCGGAUAAGUUGGACAAUCUGCGAGAUUUAGGCAGGAAAGCGCCAAUCGGUUGGACGCCUGAGCGUCAAGAACAAUACUAUGUUUGGGCUAAGAAAGUGGUGGAUAAUAUGCGUGGUACAAACACAGAGUUAGAGCGCAAAUUAGAUGACAUUUUUAAAGCGAAAAAACUACUUUAAAUACAUAUAGGGUACUUUCCAAAUAUAUAUUAAUUUUUAAUUAUUUGUUGAAUGAAAGCUUUGUGGUAAAUAAAAUUCAAAUUUUAAAAUACACACACAUUUAAUGUUAUUGCUAAUUGAAUACAUUUUACUAAAUACCCCAUUUUAUUUGCUGAUAUAUAUUACGUAAUUUAUUCCGACGUACCAAGUUAUAUACAUUUAUAAUAAUUAGGUUUGUUUACAUUUUUAAGCCGCUUAUCAAAAUGAAAACGUAUAACGGAAGCAGACUUACCUUACCUUACAACCAUAUGUUGCUUCAACUCAUAUUUCCACAAUUGAUAGCGAUAUAAGAAUAGUCAGGCCUGCCUUCCAGACGACAAUUUGUUUGGGCCAGUUCUGCACUUUUGAAAAAUCACAGCAUAACCUAUGAAUUGUUUACAGACCGCAGUGUGCUUUGUCUUUUGACAAUAAAACAAAUAUUUCGCUAAACAAUCCUGCCAAAGAAUAUGACGUCAGCAACAACAACAACGUCAGCGAAUUUUCCGUUGUAUCUACAAAUUUAGAAUUUUAACUUGCGUUGGCCAACGGCAACAUAUGUAUUCUUUAGUGGUCUGAAAUGUGGCAUGUAUUCAAUGCGUGCUUCUUUUGACUGUCUUGUCUAUUAAUAUGUGUAAUUGGUGCUUCAAGAAUAUUUUCGAUAAUUUUUUUGAUGAUCUUUCUACAUGCACCACCCAAAAGUUUAUCGUUGCCGUUUAAAUAUUUUGUUAUAUUCCUUUUUGUUUGGUUUGAAAAUGAACAACUCUACGAAAAUGUUAACAUUUUUAUUUUCGAAUUCUGUCAUGCCAUAUUUUACAUAUACAUAUAUCACAUCAAUUUAAACUCAAUAGAAAAUAAUUUUUGAUCGUUAAGAAAGCAUAUACUUGGCAAACUUAUAAUACUUAAUAAAAACUUCGAAAUAACAUAAAAUGACAUGGCAUAUUUUAAUAAAGAACAUUGCUAAAAAUCUAAUUUUUGGUCUCCCCAUUAACAAGGUUUUUUAAUGAAUUUUUCAACUACACAUCCUUUGGCUUUUAUAUCAUUGUAAAUAAGUACAUGAAAAUAUGUAGCAGAUAAACAAAAAUACCCCAAUAUCGCAUGAUGCUAAUGCAUACCAUAUGAUACACUUAUGAUUUUUUGGCAAACUCACUUGUUUAACCCUUUUAGUGCCGGGCCACAGUUUCACAGUUUUACAAGGGUUCGGAAAACUGCUUGUAAAAACCAAACGAGAAUUAAUAUUUACAUCAUUCAAAAAGCUGCGUAUUGUGGAUGAAAUACAGAACUAAACAAUGAUACUAGUUUUUCGGAGUCAUUUAAAUAUUAUAGAAAAAACAAAGGUAUAAACGUUUGUAAAUGAAAUGAAUUUGAGAUCUCUUGUAGAAAACGUAUUUGCACAUACAAACAGUCAUAUUUUCAUCAUAAUUGUAUAUACUUUGUAUUUCCAAUAUAUAUUUUGUAACAAGAUAAAUAUUACAUAAAAAAACAAAACACCACUUAAAGGUACGGUAUUUAUGUUAGAUUUCGGUACUUCCAAGCGAGCGAUAGGAAAAACGUCGUCAACAAAGAGUUCAAACAAAAAAUAUUUUUUUAAUUAUCUUGUGAUUAAAUUAUAUCAUUUAUAACGCAUUUGUAUUUAUUUUGCGAUAGAGUUCUCCUGCAAUAUAAUAAAGCAAAUAGUAAAGCGCUACAAGGCGCUGGCCGAUAUAUCCGCUUUGGUACUUCUCGCCAGUGCAACAAGAGCCGAUAUAUCGGCCUCCGACACUCAAAGGGUUAAUAUAUAAGUAUGUUACGUAUACGCACUGAAAACAACAAUAUCUAUACACAUUAAUACAUAUAUGAAUAACCAAAUACAAAUUAAUGUUCGUACGUAUGUAUUAACAUAUUAUGACGUGUAUGUUGGCACAAUUAAAGAAGAAAAAAAAAUAAAUAAUACAUACAUAUGUAUGUAUGGUUAUGUAUGUAUGUUUAUUAAUGCAUAGAAAAUGCUAAAAACACAAUAAAAUUUUGUUAUGAGCAAACAACAAUAUACACACGUGGCGUAAAUGUAUGGCACACAAAUUUAAAUUGAAUGAGUCAAAUGAGAUAAUAUAUUUGGUUUUUUUUAUUUGCAUAUUUUUGCUAUAAUUUUACUGUAUUUUUUUUCGCCCAAAACAAAAAUGAUAAGCUUGAAACGGAACAAGCAUUCCUGAUCACGCCACGAUCGUUAAAAGAUAGUGAUUGCUGUUUGCGCAUGGAUUUUUGCCGGUUCAUUAUGACUUGGUUAGCAAUUUCUAAUUAUUCGCCAACACGUUCGACGACGCGCUGACUAUUUUACUGUUGUUUCGCUUGUCAACUGGCUGAUCGUCGUAUUCACGAUCAUUACCAAGACCAAUAUUGUGGCUCUCUUUUUACUCAUUGUUGUAAAUAAAUUUGUAAUGAAUAAGUAAGCCAAUAUACAGGUUGGUUGAAAAGUUUCUGCGCUCGAAAUGAAAAAAAUUCUGUUGUUGGUAGGAAAUAUAUUUAAGUUUAUGUCAUCCCUAUAAUGACUUUCCGGAAGCUCUUCAAAAUACCCGUCUACGGCUGUAAUAGCUUCAUUCGACGAAAAACGCAUUCCACGAAGAAAUUGUUUCAGGUUUCGGAAGAGGUAGUAAUCGCUGGGAGCCAAAUCUGGUGAAUACGG